GAUAGAAGCGAUAGGGGCAUCGCGUAGCAAAGGCAAAGGGAAGCAAGGAAAGGAAAGGUUCACCCACAGUGGGCGCAGUGGGCAGUGGGUUCACCGAAGCCAUGAGAGUAGCGGAUGUAACGAAGGAUGAGCAAUGAGUGCAGUUGCGAAAUAAGUCAUGCAUUUUUCUCGUUUACGUGUAGCCAAUGUACUCAUCUCGCGUCAUUGGUGCUAAUUGAUGGUACGAAAUGACGAAGUGGGCUCCUGUGUCCGAUAAAAGCAAGUAUGGAGUCGCGAUUGCCAAUUUUACCCAAGAGGGUUUGCACAGACUACGGCUAAAUGUUGGGGAUGCUGUUUACAUCUAUGAAGAAAGUGAAGAGUGGUACUAUGGGUGCUGCACAAGCAGUAAAGCCAAGAAAGGAAUCUUUCCAAAGUCCUACAUUGCUGUUAAGGACUCCAUCAUUGAUAAGACUGGCCCUCAUGAAGUAGUCAUUCCAAAGGAGCCAUCGAUCAUCAAGGAAAUCACAGCUGUUCUCCGAGAAUGGGGUCCCAUCUGGAAGCAGCUCUACCUUACCAACAAAACGGAAUUCGAUUCCGUUCGAAGCAUGAUGUACGAGCUGAUGGAUUCCAGGAGGAAGAUUAUGUCUGGCACUCUUCCAGUUGAUGAACUUCGGGAGUUGAAACAUAAAGUGACAACCAAAAUUGAAAUGGGCAAUGCGAUACUCGACCUGGAUCUAGUUGUCCGUCUCAGUGGGAACAUCCUGAACCCUGAUGUCACUAGUACGAUUGACCUGUACAGAGCACACCUCGAGGCUGCACAAAGGAUCAAGCAGAUGUCAUCGGCCCAAUCGGACAUGGGAUCUCCCAAGACAUCUAGCCGCUACUGCCACAAUCUCUUUGUGGUGCUGAAGAACUUUGUCUGUCGCAUUGGUGAUGACGCUGAUCUCCUCAUGACUCUGUACGACGCCAAGGAGCAGAAGUUUAUCAGCGAAAACUACUUUGUUCAGUGGGGAAAGUCUGGUCUCGCUAAGGACUUGGACCAGCUGAACAAUCUAAGGGUUCUGUUCACAGACCUGGGCAGCCGUGACCUCUCUCGUGAACGAGUCAACUUCAUCUGCCAGAUCAUUCGAAUUGGUGCCAUGGAGCUAAAGGAGCCCGACCACAAGAGGUCCACCCUUUACUCCAAGAAGGCUGUAGAGUCCGAAGGCAUGCGUCGGCCGUUUGGUGUUGCUGCUAUGGACAUCUCUGACAUCAUAAGUGGGAAAAUCGACAGUGAUGAAGAAAAGCAGUAUUUCGUGCCCUAUGUUCAGUGCGGGGAAAGGGAUUUCCUGGACACGGCCAUCAAGAAGGCGCUCUCGGCUAAGGAGAUCACGCAGAAGGAGCACAAGGGCCAGGGCCUGUGGAUCUGCCUCAAGCUCCUGCAUGGAGACAACAAGCAAGUGCGCGAAGAAAACCCGCACCUUGUUUCGGGAACAACGGCAGUCGCUCGCAAAAUGGGCUUUCCCGAGGUCAUUCUGCCCGGAGACGUUCGCAAUGACCUGUAUUUGACGCUUGUACAAGCCGAGUUCUCCAAGGGCACCAAAUCUUCGGACAGGAACAUCGAGGUCACAGUGAAAGUGUGCAACGAGAAAGGAACCAUCAUUCCCGGGGUCAUUAGUGUAGGCUCAGGUUCAGAAAACUUGGAUGAAUAUCACAGUGUCAUUUACUAUCACGAGGACAGGCCACGCUGGAUGGAAACAUUCAAGAUUGCUGUUCCAAUUGAACUGUUCUACAGUGCACACUUGCUGUUUAUGUUCAAGCACAGAUCUUCUAACGAAGCCAAGGACAGGGCUGAGAAGCCCUUUGCCAUGUCAUUUGUGAAGUUGAUGCAAGAGAACGGUACAACACUUAAUGAUGAAGUUCACGAGCUGCUUGUCUACAGACUGGACCACAAGCGACAUGCAGAGACGGACACUACUUACCUCACCCUGCCUGCCACCCGAGCGGAGUUCAAUGCCAUUGUGCAGAAUUCGUCCACUCCCAACGUGCAACCGAACAAAGCACAGCUGGCCUCGUUCCAAGCAGGAGGCAUCAGCCUGGCAAUCAAGGAUUCCUUCCAGAUCUCGACACUUGUUUGCUCCACGAAGCUGACACAAAAUGUUGAUCUGCUGGGAUUGUUGAAGUGGUGGACUCUCCCUGAGAACCUCCAGAAAAACCUCCAUGCCCUCAUGAAGGUCGAUGGCGAGGAGGUUGUAAAGUUCUUACAAGACAUCCUGGACGCACUGUUUGACAUUUUGAUGAAGAACUCUGAUUCUGAUCUUUAUGACAACCUUGUGUUCGAGGCCCUGGUCUUCAUCAUCUGUCUCAUCUCGGACAGAAAGUACCUGCAUUUUAAGCCAGUACUGGACCUUUACAUUGAGGAAACAUUUAGUGCCACCCUUGCUUACAACAAGCUGAUAGUUGUCUUGAAGUAUUACAUUGACAACAUCAACCUGGAAACUCAGGAGACGGAAAGCCUUUUGAUGAGGGCCAUGAAAUCUAUUGAGUACAUCUUCAAGUUCAUUGUGCACUCAAGAAAGCUGUUUGCACACUUGAAUGAGGGGAAAGGCACGCAACUGUUUGAGCAAUCGCUUGAGGAGUUGCUGAAGUCCAUCACAGGGAUGAUGCUCCACAAGGCUGAUGCGGUGCUGUUGAUCCAAGGAGCUUGCUUGAAGUACUUCCCAGCCACCAUUCCCGACAUCCUGCGGGUCUUCAACGCAGAACAGCUGAGUCACAUCAUUACCGAGCUAAUCAACAACUUGCCACCUGAGAGGUUGAAGAAGCAAAAAAUGAUGUGUGUGAAUGACAUAGUUCACAGUGAGCUUUUUACACUCCCAAAGUGCCGAGCAAUUCUACUACCCAUGAUCAAUAGUCAUGUGCAGCUGCUCAUGGAGAAAGGUGAUGAGCUAGAGCUCUGCGUCAAGAUCUUGAGCGAUAUCAUGGUGGUUCUUCACGGCCAUGAUCGUGCCCAGACUGUUGACGACAUCUCCCAAGUCAUGCUCUCUGUCCUUCGGACGGUCAUCCAGACAGUCAUCAAGACCGAUCGUUCCCUUUCUAUUGUGGGCAAUAUUGUCGCUCUUAUGGUGGCAAUACUGAGGCAGAUGUCCAAGCAUCAUUACCAGAUCUAUUUGGAUCACUUCCCAACCAACACUGACCUCCUGGAUUUUCUCAUGGAGAUCUUGCUCGUGUUCAAGGACUUGGUCAGCAAGAAUGUCUAUCCAAAGGACUGGAAUGACAUGAUCAUGCUCCAGAACAAUGUUAUGCUGAAGGCCCUGCGUUACUUCUCGCACACAAUACGAGACCGGUUCACAAACCCUUUUGACUACCAGGUCUGGAACAACUACUUUCACUGUGCCAUUGCAUUCCUCACACAAGAUGCCUUGCAGCUGGAGAACUUCUCUCACAACAAGAGGAACAAGAUAGUGGCAAGGUACAAGGACAUGAGAAGAGAAACUGGCUUUGAAAUCCGCAAGAUGUGGUUCAACCUCGGCCAGAACAAGAUCCAUUUUGUGCCAGGCAUGAUUGGGCCUUUCCUCGAGAUGACCAUGAUUCCGGAAGCAGAGCUCCGCAAGGCCACAAUCCCCAUCUUCUUUGACAUGAUGCAGUGCGAGUUCUACUCCCCUCGCAAGUCAAUAUCCUUUCACCAGAACGACUGCUAUGUGCAUAACCUGGACAUCAAGGGCAACUUUCAGGAGUUUGAAAAUGAGAUGAUAACCAAACUGGACGUCUUGGUCGAGGGUGGUCGAGGAGACCAGCAGUACCAGGACUUCCUCCAACAGAUCCUGUAUGACCUCUGCGAAAACCACACUGCACUGCACGACGCUGGGCUCAAAUUCAUCCGAAUCGUGGUGCGUCUCAUGAAGAGACUCCUGGAGUACCGCACCAUCAUCACGGAUGAGAACAAGGAGAAUCGCAUGAGCUGCACGGUCAACCUGCUGGAGUUCUACCACGAAAUCAACCGGCAGGAGAUGUACAUCCGCUACCUUCACAAGCUGUGCGAUCUGCACCUGGAGUGCGACAAUUACAUUGAGGCUGCAUUCACGCUGCAGCUUCAUGCUAAGCUCCUGCGGUGGUCGGACGAAGGUCUUCCUAGUCUGCUGCGCAGCGCCAAGUACCCGGAGUGCGAGACCAAUCGGGAGCUCAAGGAGCGACUUUACUACGAGAUCCUCGACCACUUCGACAAAGGGAAGCUCUGGGAGGCCGGGCUCAUGCUGUGCAAGGAGCUGCUGGCCCAGUAUGAGAACGAGACAUUUGACUAUGGCCAGUUGAGCAUGCUGCACGCACGUAUGGCCACCUUUUACCAGAACAUUAUGCGGCACCUUCGACCCGAACCGGAAUAUUUCCGAGUGGCUUAUUAUGGCCGCAGCUUCCCAGCCUUCCUCCAGAACAAGGUCUUUGUGUACCGGGGAAAAGAGUAUGAGCGACUCAGUGACUUCAGCACUCGAUUGUUGAACCAGUUCCCAAAUGCCAUGCUGCUAACUAAAUUGACCAUCCCGGGAAAAGAUGUGACUGAGUCUCAAUGCCAGUACCUCCAGAUCAACAAGGUGGACCCCGUCAUGAACAAUCCUCAGCGCUUUCAGAACAAGCCUGUUCAUGAUCAGAUCCUCAAGUACUAUCGGGUGAAUGAAGUGAACAAGUUCACCUACUCGCGGCCGUUGCGCCGGGGAGAGAAAGACUCUGACAGCGACAUCGGCCACAUCUGGCUGGAGCGCACGACGCUGGAGACUGCGUACAUGCUGCCCGGCAUUCUGCGCUGGUUUGUCGUGGUCAAGACUCAGACGGUGGAAGUGAGCCCGUUGCAGAAUGCAGUGGAAACCAUGGAGAGUGCCAAUGCCAAGAUUCGAGACCACGUCCUGCAGUACCGGGCUGACUUGACCCUGCCUUUGAAUCCCCUGAGCAUGCUUCUUGGAGGCAUCGUGGAUGCUGCAGUCAAUGGCGGCAUUGGCCAGUAUGAGAAGGCAUUCUUCACUCAAGAGUUGCUUCAAAACAACAAGUCUGACCGGGAAGGGAUUGACCGCCUAAAAGAACUCAUUGCUUGCCAGAUUCCACUGUUGGAGGCUGCCAUCGAGAUCCACAAGCAAAAGGCUCCUGAGAGCUUGCAGCCCUACCACUCGCACAUGCAGGAGAAAUUCCUCAAGCUCAAAGCGCACAUUGAGGAGAAGUACGGCAAGGCGGCCCCUCCCCCCGAAUUGAAUGACCACCCAAUUUUGAUACGGCGCUACAGGAGCGUGCCCCCACCAACCCCUCCAUCGAGAACGGAGAGGACAGACAGCUCAGUGUUUGCACCAGAAGUUAGUACCAGAAAAACGGCCUCUAUAUCCAGUCUUCCCACCGUGCCAGGAAAGACCCCAACCACCCCAACAUCCCGUGCGCUUGUGUCUUCGGUAUUUGUAAAGCAAAACUCUGUCACCUCGCCUCACAAGACGCACAGCAAGAAAAGUCGUGACAGCACAGGACUCACCCUGCGACGCAACUCGGCAGCCUCGCUAAGUUCCCAACACGAGGAGAAGUCUCAGUCACAAUGGUACGACCUGCCCUUGAACACGGACAAAGCGGAGGCACCAAUCAUCGAGCUUAAUGAGCAGUUGACUCCUCACCGACCUCUGAGGUCCGAGGCCGAAAAGAGGCACAGCAGGCCGUCCAGUGGUCAGUUCAAACUCCCUCCGUCAACCCCUCCUUCUCAAGCGGUGACGCCAAGCCUGGCCACGGCCAUGACAUUCCCGCUGUUUCCGGCCAGUUCGAGCACGACACGGUCAUCUCCUGAUGGUCCAGAUGGAGAGGUAGACCGUCCCCCACCCUUGCCACAGAAGCAGGCGUAUGCUGACUACACCAACAUCACCGACGACGUGCCAACUUUGGCGAUGCGCAAGCCCUCGCUCAGCAUUCCAUCAGGAGCAAAGAGCCGGCCUCAGCCUCCCCUGCCAGUCAAAGAGGGCAGCAAGGAGGGAACACCUGUUCUGCCAAAGAAGCCAGAACGGCCGCCCACCAACAGAAAUUUGAGUUUCCCUGUGGAAGGCACUAAAAAGAUGCCACGUACAGCGUCGGACGCAACAGAGUGCUGAUGGGAUGCAGACGCAUAUUUUGGUUAGAAUUACUGCGCACCUGCAAAUCAAGUCAAUGCUAUGUGUCCAUUACCAUGUGCUUUUGUACAUAAGCAUGCCUUAACUUUUUUUUUUCUUGGCAGAAAGGUCAAAUGUGCUGCAAUUCACCCUUUUCGAAUGCAAGAGGUAAAGAUGUAGCAACAUCCUAAGAACUUGACCAGUAGCUUGUUAACACUAGGGUUCUGCGUUUUCGCUUAAGUUUGAUAACAUCUGAAACAAACUCUCCGGUAAAAUUAUUGUGGAUUCGGAUUUAUCAGAAAAACUCCAAUUUAGAGAUUGCCAAUUGUAAACACCUGACUGUUUUUUUUUCACCUUUCAUUGGAGCCCUAAGACAUCUCUUGAGAUUUUCUUUUUUGAUUUCCCCUCUUGUUCGUAAGUGCUUUCAAAAGCAUGUCUGUUGAACCCUUAUCACAAAAGUGGAUAACCUCCCUACGACAAUAGUCGAACGCGUCUGACCUUUGCAAACGCUCUUCCUCUUGAACAAGUUUCUUCUGUAGAUGUUCACUGGCCUUUUUCCUGCCUCCUUUUGUUGAAUGUUGAACCUGUAUGCAUGUUCACCUGCUUCAUCUGUGUCGACAACAAGGAUUUGAGAUUCAGUUAGAGUUUCUGGUACAAUGGUAGUUUAGCUCCAUGUUGCAGUACAAGAAACUUUACUGGCAAAGACCUUGUCUCUUUGGCUGAAUGUGCCAAUUGGCAAAUUUAAAUAAAUGUGUGCCUCUUUCUGACAAAUUCAUUAAGACAAGACGAUACAAGCUAAGCUUUUAUUGUGUUUAUAAACAUUCUGUUUUAAUACGUUUGCUGACUGACAUUCUCUACCGAGGCCAAUGACACUAAAUAUAAAAAAAAGGAAAAACUAAAGUUUGUAGACUUUAGAUAAAAGCUCCCUACUAAAACUAAGAAUUUGAGAUAGAAAAUAAACUCCAAAAAACACCCUCCGAAUUUCCUUCAAAAUAAACACCGAAAACGCAGAACCACACUUAUCAUUCCUUCGAGCUUUUCAAUGUGUGCUUGCUUUUGCAGAUGUUUAGGGACUUUCGGAAAGUUGCCACAUGGAGGCUGCCAUUUUUUAAUGUAAGAGUUGGAAUACUUCAUUUUAAUUAUGGAGUGGCGAACCUAUGCUAGACAUCUUGCCAUGCAGAUAUGGUUUGAUCUCGACGUGUGCUAUUAUUCAAAGGAUGCCAUUUCUUGCCAUAUGGUAUUAAGAGAAAGCCAUGCUUUACUGGUUUAUCUGUGCAUAGAUGUAAACAGGAGUACUAACUCAUUGCAGGAAAUUGGUUUUCUUGCUCAAAUGACACGUGUCAAUACCUUGUAAGAUACAAUGUUAUAUUUCAAGUUUCGAGAAUGUGUUGAUUGUUCUCUCUAAUGUGAAACAACAAUGAAAACUCCUUGUUCGAUGUGUCAUCUUGACAUUCUUGCUAUGCUCAAAUGCUUUCAGCUACCAGUGUGCAAUAUUUGGCAAGUAGAACACUUGGUUGAUGUACAUAUUCCUCCAAGCACAAAUAUGUAAAUAUGGAAGGUGUGGUGCAUAAAGGAACACACAGUACAAUAAACAAACAACUGCGCCGUGGAAGCAUUGUAUUAAAACUCCUGUACUAUUGUUUUCCCUUUUAGAGGUGCAGUAAAAUUAUGUGGCAUAUGCAGUACCACUGCUGAACAAACAGGUGUAACCUGCUUUCUAGUGGAAUUUGGUGCUUUCAACAGACCUGUUCAAAAGUUCAAUAUACAGGGUGUUUUUCGAGACGCAGGCCAAAUCUCUCCUGCAAAAGGUUAUCGCACAGAAAAAAGGUUGAUGUCCUAUUGGUUUCUGCCAAAGGGCCUAUUUAGAAAAAUUAAUAAUGUUUGGUGUAAUUAGGUUCUGAAUUACUUUUGAGUAAUUAACUUUUUAAUUCCUGAUUUCAAGCUACAGUUUUAAUUACACCUUCUGGGCAUCGUCGAAAACCACAAAAUCGGCGAUCAGCACGCGAAGAAACACUCGAUCUGGACAUGUUUUGGAAUUUGUUUACUAUCGCUGCAUCACUCCGAAGGUGGUUCUGCUCCGCCCUGGCCAUAACGCGCAACUAAGGUGUGCCACCAUGCACUAUUCACAUGGUGGAGAUGAACCCCAGAAUCGAAGCAUAAUCUGGUAUUGUCACUUGAAGAGCACAACAUUUCAUUUCAUCGGCUCGCGCCACACUUGCUUCUCAGUUACGAGGGGCGAGGCGGACAGGUAGCAGGACCGCCGGUGCAAAGACGCGCUGACAGGAAACCUAAACCUAAAACUUUGUCCAAAGUGAGCGUUUUUUCGAAACGCUGUAAAAGGCUGUGCCUGCCUUGCUCUUGCCAUUUUUCAGAUUUUGUAAAUUUACUAAUUAAAAAGUUAUUAGUUUUCCUAAUCAGGCCCUUUGUUUUUCUUUGUGAUGCAUACUUUUCACAGGAGCAAUUUGGCCCAUGUUUCAAGAAACACCUUGUAUAUUUUUUUAUGUUGUUACUACAGCUUUUGCUGGAUUUUUUUUUUUUUUUUUUGUGGUUGGAGCUCUUGUUUCAGAUUGUUUUUUUGCUUUGUUGCCACUUUUCAAAUCAAAGUUGUAAACGGAAAUGACAGACAUUUUCUGUAUGUCUUGCAUGCUGUUCUGAUCUUAUAUUCUUAAUAUGCUGGAGGAUUAUUGAUCCCAUAAUUAUGGCAACGUAAGGCACUGAACAUAUGUUACAGCAGUAGUCUGCUUGGUGCUAUUAUGGGCACCAUGCUACCCAAGUGAAGCUUUGCGGCUGAGACCUUAACUUCAGUGCUCGUGAACUGUACUACAUUGUUUCCCAAACAUCCAAUGCACCUCUCUCCCAAAAGAAAAUGGAGUGGUUGUAUGCACACAUUUUCAUGGCUCAUUCAUUUAUUGUUGCUUGCAGUUCUGUUUUUCCAUGAUGUAGUGGUACUUUUUAUUUUUAUACUUCUAUACAGAAUGGUGGUAAAAAAACUAACAAGUGUCAUAUUGCACAUUUAAUGUGCAUGCUGUUAUAUAGCCCAUUUUAAUUGAGAAGAAAUGUGUAUUGCUUGUAUUUAAAAGAUGGUAGCAUGUAGAAACUAUUGUUUUCAAACAUUGUUUUGUAUUUGGCUACUUGUUCUGCUUCAGUAUGUAGUGUCACAUGAGCAAUGACAGUCAGUAGUAUGUAAGCCAACAAACAUUACCUUUCGAUUGGAGGAGUUGCUUGUCGUACUUUUGUGUUAACUUUGGCGGAAAAUUUGCAAAAGAUAUCUGUUCUGCAAUUGUGACCCAAAAGUGUAGGCAGGUAAAUUAACUGCCUAGUUGAAUGAACAAUGUGUGUGUACAUUAGUAGGUAUGCUUCUAUUAUUGACGUUGGCAUUCACUGAAAAUGCUGUUACACCUUGCUUGGUCACACAGAACCAGCUGGUAAGUAGUGUUGCUUGCAUAUGCAAAAGAUAGCAGCUCAUCUGAUCAGCAGUAUUCUUUAUUCCGUCAUACCAUUUCCAGCGAGUUUUAAUUUCAUCAACAAUGUGUAUACUACUUUAUACAGCAGUUAUUGCAAAAACAUUUCCUGUUACACUUCAUGACGCUACAGAUGUAAUCUAGUCUAUACAAAUAAACUGUACGGUAACAAAUGCUUA
Molecule: messenger RNA, 9696 nt
Organism: Ixodes scapularis (black-legged tick)
Lineage: Eukaryota; Metazoa; Arthropoda; Arachnida; Ixodida; Ixodidae
Gene: mbc
Product: dedicator of cytokinesis protein 1
Exons: 43
Coding region: 228-6059 (1943 amino acids)
Biological process (GO): cell migration; small GTPase-mediated signal transduction
Cellular component (GO): cytoplasm; plasma membrane
Molecular function (GO): small GTPase binding; guanyl-nucleotide exchange factor activity
Source: RefSeq, a predicted model, not a curated record